CACAUAACAAAUGUGAAGCAAAAGCCUGCCUUUAAAUAAUCCGUCGAUAAUCACCUUCAGGCCAAAAAUUACCCACAGACAUUUACUGACCAGCACUAGCACUGAACACGUUUCAUCAACAUUUAUGAUCCAACAAAAAGGAAAAUUAGGGCAUUUAAUGGAGUUACAGUGACGAGAUAAAGCUUUCUUUCACUCAGUCUGACAGCUGGAACGAGUUUAACCUGCAACCUGAUAAGAGUUGAAACACGACAAGCGCAUGUAGGCUGGUGUUUCACUCUUUUAAACCCAAUUUGCUGCAAUGUUUGCACGGCAGCAUUUAACAAGCCACAUGACGCAAAGUGAUUCUGUUCAAUAAAUGCUGAAUUAUAUCCAAUAUAAGCAGUGCUCUUUAACAGUUUGACCAUAAUUACGCCCAAUUAUCACUGCUUUAUAGAAUGAUUCAUCUCUGAGCGAGGCUAAUUAAAUUAAAGUCCCACGGCGGCGUGUGAAAAGCAGACACCCUGCUGCAGCGCGUGUUGUUCUGCCCUCUGCAUGGGUAAGACUACACGCUAGGUUGAGCACCAAAUUGGGUAACUGUCCAGCAACAGCACCUGCUGGAAAUGAUCAUCCCGAGCUGGAGAGAGACCGGGACUGCUUUGAUAACAAACAUUUUGGCCGGCAAUCGAUCCAAGACUGGACUUUUGGACUUAAAAUGCCAACUGUGAAAGACAAGGCAAAAGAAUAUCCAACUGUGAAGGACCUGCAGAAGGUUUUGGACGCUUGUAAGCUACACCUCCACCAAAUUGAUGAAGUAUGGCCAAAUAUAUACGUAGGAAAUGUAGUGAAGGUAGCACAAGAUAUGCCCAGAGGCCUCGGCAGCAUGGCGAGCCCCGAGGUGCAAGCGGGCAGCUAUGAGACCCCCACAGCUUCUGAACUACACAGACUGAUGUGGACAAAGAAAGGGGGGAACAACCGUAUGGACGAAGUUUACCCCCGGAUCUAUAUAGGAGACAUGUAUGCAGCGAAAGACAAGAGGACACUCCAGGCUCACCACAUCACCCAUGUCCUCAAUGCCGCUGAUGGAAAAUACAACGUGAACGGACCAAGCUUUUACAGGGACACCGCCAUCACUUAUUAUGGAGUGGAAGCUUUUGACAUGCCGUCCUUUGACUUGAGUCCCUUCUUUCGCCCAGCGGCCAAUUUUAUCAAGAAUGCUCUGAGUCUGCCCACAGGUAAGGUUUUUGUCCACUGCGCAAUGGGACUCAGCCGCUCCUCCACCUUGGUUCUGGCCUAUUUAAUGAUCCACGAGAACAUGACCCUGGUGGACGCCAUCAAAGCCGUCAGCGCCAACAGGAACGUUUCACCCAACGAGGGAUUCCUGGAGCAGCUCCGACGUCUGGACACAAAGCUGCACUGUCAUUAGGCAGCUGAACCAUCAGAGUGGAUUUAGUUGAGCUUAAUUAAAUUGUGGCCUCUUGCUGAUAUGAAGCUGCUAUAACGACAAACACUAUGUAAAUCAUGUUGUUGGAUUGUCUUUGUGAAACAUAUUCCAUCUGCGAUACAAACAAAAGCUAAUAAUAGCUUAAAAAAUGUUAUGACCUCGGACAUGUAGCCAUUACAAACUGAGGUGCAGUUGGUCUUUGAUUCAGAAUCAUUCAGAGGAACAAAAACAACCGAGUAGAAACAUAACCCAUACAACGUUGCAAGGCACAACUAUUUAUUUGACUAAUUUGAAAGAAAACUGACUGAAAAUCAAAACAAAUUUAUGGAUGGAUGGAUGGCUGUCCCCAUGAAAAGUAUUUAAUUGAAUGUAAACUAAAUAAUACUAAUUCUACAAUAAUAAUAAAAAAUUCCUUAUAUAUUUUAGAGUGACAUUUCAAGAGGACAAAGCAAUUAACAACCUAUAUGUGUAGCCAAGUAAAGCAGGAGAUGCAGAAAUAUUUAAAUCCCGCAGUGGUUCAUUUUACACUUGCUGGUUCUCCGUCAACUCAAAUUCAGAGAACAACAUGGCCAGUAAAGGGCAAAUUUCAUCAUAUGUUGUUGCCAGAAACCGUAGGAUUCUUGAGUGCGCUAGAAUAAAUAUUUCACCACGAGGUUGCAAAUCGCUUUUCCAAAGCAGAUAAGUGAAUUUCAACAAACAUUUCUGUAAAAGUGAGGAUUUUUAUAUGCAGGCGUGCAUCAACUGCAUCACAACAGAUGAAGCGUUGACAGGUCGCCAAACGAUGCAAAGGGUCUCCGGCGCCAACCCAUCUGAACUGUCUUUACAAAAUAGAUUCUGACAUGGCCGCAAGUUGGACAGUGAAAGACAGGCGAGAACCAGCUGAUGUGGGAUCUCAGGUCCCUCAGUGGCUCGGGUCCACCAUCAACCCAACUCAUGCACUUCAUUGGAGAGGUGAAGGACCAUUUAUGAUACAACUCAAAAGAUUGUGACCUAUGACUGAGCUGAGCAAAGUUGGAUGAGACUAGUAGAGUCCAGCAGUCAUUGGUUGUCCGACCUACAGGGACAAAAAGACUAACUGGACCAGGUAGAAGCACCACAGUUCUCCUCAGAACAGCUAACAUUCAGCCUCAUUGUUUACCUCACCUAUCUUUGUUUUUUUUUUGUGGAAUGUUCAAAUUACUUGCAAAAAAAAAGUGUGUAUUCUUAUUUAUUUAUUGGGUUUAUCUAAAAUAUUCAAAUGAAAUGCAGUUUGGGAAGCUGAAAAAUUUUUGGCGCAAUGCUAUGUGACAAUAUUGGCCGGGAUUGAGCCAAUCCAGGGGCAGCACUCAUUUUCCUUGGCACUGAUUGGCUGUACCCCAAAGAGUGGGAUUAAGGAAAACUGUGGGUGUUAGCUUCUGCAGUAGUGCCAAAACGGUUCCCAUUGUGUUUAUAAAUGCAUAUUGAGGUAUAUUUGAUGUCUGAACUUAUAAAACAGGUAAUAAUACACAUUUUCAGAGGGAGCCUCAUCAAGUAUUUGUAGCUUUUAGCAGUUUGUUGUCCAUAAAUCCUGCAAUUACCAGGGUCCUCUAUAAAUGAUUAGAGUUCUUGGGGAAAUGCUAAGAAGUCCCAACUUAUUGACUUGGAGUUGGAAGUGGAAAACGAACUGCCCAGUGAACCAUACUUGGCAAGCAGAGCAAGCUGAAGCAAAUGCAAGGUUAAGGCAGUCGUUGCUGGCAGUCAUUAAUCUAUUACCAGAAGCUUUCUAACCAAAACUGUUAAUUAGAUGAAUUGCUGUUUAUUGCAAUGACAGCCAGGAUAGAGUGAGUAUUUCUACUUUCACAACACUUGGGGAAAGUGUUGUGAAAGAAAACAGGUCAAGAGGGCAAAUUGUGAUUUUCAGCUCCUUCCAUUUACUGAAGCUACAUUUUAUGCUGCCACUGAACAUCCGACUAUAAUAAAGUAUUCUGAUGGCUUUCUGAAUUAUAAUUACUGUCACAAGCUGUCAUUCGCCACUGUGGAGAAUGACAGGCAGACUGGCCUUGCUGCAUUGUCCAUCUGUUCGGUUUCCAAGCUGUUGCUUCCCAGAUAAAGUUUCACCUUACAUUUUCCUCAUCGGUGGACAAAUCACGGCAUACACUUUCAUCAAAUGAGUUUACAAUAAAGCUGGAAACGUUAAUAUCAGUAUUGGAUUCCUGGGAGGAAUCUGUGUUAAUUCUGGUCAUGGACGUAGUUCUGAGGAGAAAGUUGGACUUUAUCUACUCAUCUUCAGAAGGUUGAAACUCAUUUAUAUUUCAAAAUGUUUGAAGGAAUGUUUUGGGUUGGAAUACAAAUGAAAUUUUUAAAUCUAGGUUGUAACUUUUAAAACUAAAGUGUGCAAUAAAGGCCCCUUUAAUUGCUAA
This is a messenger RNA of Poecilia latipinna (sailfin molly), 3798 nucleotides long. Its product is annotated as dual specificity protein phosphatase 13 isoform B-like. Gene Ontology annotation, molecular function: MAP kinase phosphatase activity; protein tyrosine/serine/threonine phosphatase activity. Lineage: Eukaryota; Metazoa; Chordata; Actinopteri; Cyprinodontiformes; Poeciliidae. Gene Ontology annotation, cellular component: cytoplasm. The record is from RefSeq and is a predicted model, not a curated record. Gene Ontology annotation, biological process: negative regulation of MAPK cascade; protein dephosphorylation.